Daldinia decipiens is the source of this 819-nucleotide messenger RNA. RefSeq lists its product as uncharacterized. The transcript is spliced from 2 exons. The coding region runs from base 260 to 754 and encodes 164 amino acids. The record is from RefSeq and is a predicted model, not a curated record. NCBI's taxonomy places the organism in Eukaryota, Fungi, Ascomycota, Sordariomycetes, Xylariales, Hypoxylaceae.
CUAUAAAUAAAUAGUCUCGGGCGUAAUUUUCUAAGACUGUCUGAUCUGCCGAGUCUUCGUUCGUCAUAUUCUCCAGCUUCGAGUUAACCUGAUCGCAGCAGGCCUGCGUACAAGCAUCACCAUCACCAUCACCAUCACCAUUAUUAAUGACUCCCCUCCACAUCUCUCUAACACUCCCCUAUAACAUCUUCGCAUCCCCUAACCCUCUUUUCCCUAGAACCACGUCCUCUCCCAACCGCUAGUCCAUACAGAACCCCCAAUGGCUCUAAAAGGCACGCCCCCCCUCCCCAACAACAAUGACAGCAACUGGACGCUCAUGUACAUCUUCCUUGGCUUAGUUCCGGUAACAUUCACCAUAAUAGCCGUAUACGCCGUAUGGCGGGACAAACGUACCCCUUUUCGAGACAUCGAGAUGGCAGCCCUGCCCUCGCAACGCGUGUUGCCGUGGCGAGAAGCAAUCGCGGCCUCCGAAGGACGCGGGACUGGGACCGGGGAGUCCUCCUCGCGUCCGGAAAACAACCAGGCCCGGAUAAUGGUCACGAGACCCUUGUCUAUUGUGCCCGUUACGCCAAAUAAAGUGCGGUUUGGUGGACCGCCGGGCAUGAGCAUGUGGCAAAAGCCUAACGGCCACCGGGGGAAGGAUGUAAGCGCAAAGGCGGAUGCGGUUAAGGCGACGCCGACCAAGCAGCCGCAUAGGAAAGUUGUACUGAGAAGCAUGGGUAGAAUUUCUGAAGAGCUCGAGGUGGCUUUCUAGCGUAGAUAUUACUAGCGAUACCGAUGCCCUAGAGGUUAGUUAUAUGUAAAUAUAUUCACUUAUUG